GGACAGGGUCGAGGGAGCUGUAUAUAAGGACAUGCAUCUCCCCAUACCAACAGUCUUGGUGAAGCUGUGUUAUCUUCCCUGUGUCUUGCUCUCACACCAUGAAAACUCCGUAUGUGAUAAUGGUGGUGGUGGCGCUGGCCGUCCGGAUGGAUUCGACCCAAGCCAUGCCCGAUCCCAUAGCUGUGGCUCACCCUCAGUUCGGCUACGGAUAUGGAAGUGGAGAAAAUGGAGGGUGGGGCGGUGGCUUCCAGGACGGCUUUGGGAGGGACCAACAAUACGGUUACGGCGGUGGCUGGGGUGGUGGCUUCCAGCCAGGCUAUGGCAGUCAAGAAUACGGCAAUGGCGGAGGUUGGGGCGGUUACUAUCGUAAAUAAUAUAGAACACUUAUACCAACGAACACAUGCAUGGAAAACGAAGACCCGACUAUCGACUUGAGAAUGGUCCAGGACGGACCAAAACGUCGUCGUCCUUUCACCUUCUAGUGUGUAGUCUGGUCAACCCAUCAUUGUGAAUCUGCAAGUGAAAUAAAGUGCCAAACUUCGACUCCUGCCACCGUGGAAGUUAAUAUUCAAUGGGCUAUGACUUGGAGGACUGGAAAAUGAGAGUACUGGAACAGGUUUGGCUAAAUAACACGAUCCAGUCCAUCCGUCCAUCGCCAGCCUCCAGCUUCUAAAUGCAGUCAACCUCAGCACCUCACUCUGCAUUCCACAGCGUUUUUAACCUCCAAAACCUCCAGGAUACAAUUACUCAUCGGUUAUUGCAUAUACAGAACAUUUUUUUACUGUCAUUGACAGUUGUGAGUUAAGUAUACCAUAUAGUGUUAUAUACUCUAUGUUACAUGUAUAAACAUACUCUCCAGAUAUGUUGCAAUUGACUUUAUUUUUAAUUACUUUUAUAUUAGCGAUCACACAAAACACAUAUACUACCAACAAUAAACAAACAUUAAUCUA
This is a messenger RNA of Procambarus clarkii (red swamp crayfish), 950 nucleotides long. The record is from RefSeq and is a predicted model, not a curated record. Lineage: Eukaryota; Metazoa; Arthropoda; Malacostraca; Decapoda; Cambaridae.